GAAAUCGUGCUCGCACAGCACCAGGUUAUCCCUAAUUUAUUUUGUCUCAGUGAUUGUGUUUGUUGUAUUUUCCUAUCAUUAUUUGUAUGGCUUUGAGAGAAGGUUUGGAGGUUCAUUGUGUUGUUUUGAAAAAUGGGUUUUGUGUUAAUUUGUAUGUUGGGACUUCUUUGGUUGAUAUGUACGUGAAGUUUGGUUUUCUGGGUAGUGCUAGGAAGGUGUUUGAUGAAAUGUCUGUGAGAAGUUUGGUUUCUUGGACUGCUGUUAUUGUUGGGUAUGCUAGGUGUGGGGAUAUGAGUGAGGCUAGGAAGCUUUUCGAUGUUCUUCCUGAUAGAGAUAUUGCUGCUUCUAAUGUUAUGAUUGAUGGGUAUGUGAAAAUGGGGUGUAUGGAUUUGGCGAGGGAUUUGUUUGAUAAGAUGAAGGAUAAGAAUGUUAUUUCUUGGACUAGUAUGGUUCAUGGUUAUUGUGAGGAUGGUGAUGUUGUGGCGGCUAGGUUUAUGUUUGAUUGUAUGCUUGUCAAGAAUGUGCUUAGUUGGAAUGCGAUGAUUAGGGGAUAUUGUGAGAAUAGACGACCGCACAAUGCGUUGAAGUUGUUUUGGGAAAUGAGGGGAAGUUUGGAUGUGGAAAUGAAUAAAGUGACGGUUGUGAGUGUUCUUCCUGCUGUUGCUGAUUUGAGUUCUUUGGAUUUGGGUGUUUGGAUUCAUGGGUUUGUGCAAAGGAACCGACUUGAUGAAGAUGUUCAAGUGUGUAAUGCUUUGGUUGAUAUGUAUGCAAAAUAUGGGGAAAUUGGAAAAGCUAAAUUACUUUUUGAGGAGAUGAAUGAAAAAGAUACAUCGUCUGGUGUCAAUGGUUGUGCGAAGGAAGCGUUAGAAGUAUUCGCAGCAAUGUUACAGGAAGGAUUUAAACCGAAUGAGAUAACAAUGACUAGUGUGUUAUCUGCUUGCAACCAUUGUGGUUUGGUAGAGGAAGGAAGAAGAUGCUUCAAAGAAAUGGAGAGAUUUGGAAUUGUGCCUCAGAUUGAGCAUUAUGGUUGUAUGAUUGACCUUCUAGGAAGGGUUGGAUACUUGGAUGAGGCUGAAAAU
Molecule: messenger RNA, 1079 nt
Organism: Cicer arietinum (chickpea)
Lineage: Eukaryota; Viridiplantae; Streptophyta; Magnoliopsida; Fabales; Fabaceae
Product: pentatricopeptide repeat-containing protein At2g44880-like
Biological process (GO): RNA modification
Molecular function (GO): RNA binding; protein binding
Source: RefSeq, a predicted model, not a curated record